UGAGCUAGAACAAGAACUUCUGAUAGCAGAAGAGCAAAGAAGAAGAGAAGCUAAGCAUAAUAGCAGAGAAAAGAAGAUAGUACUAGAAAAGCAAUAUAAAGAAGAAAUGAAAUUAAAAGAAGAAUAUGAUCAAAUAAAAAAAACUAGACUAGAUCGCAAGCAAAAAGAGCUAUUAAUAGUCAAAGAAAAAGAGGAAAAAGAAGAGAUGUUCUGCAAUUAUGAAUCUCUAAUUACUCAGAAAGUUAAACAGAUCAAAGAAAAGGAGGCUAGCAAAGGAAAAACAGCAAUAGAAAUCUUGUUUCAAGAUGAUCAACCAAUAGAGUUUCUAAAGAUCAUUAUAGAAGAAACAGCUAGUAUAGAAGACAAAAUUGUAGAAGAUAUAGUAGAACAAGAAGUAUUA
Messenger RNA from Scutellospora calospora, 400 nucleotides. The record is from the annotation of a GenBank genome assembly. Lineage: Eukaryota; Fungi; Glomeromycota; Glomeromycetes; Diversisporales; Gigasporaceae.